Molecule: messenger RNA, 353 nt
Organism: Drosophila grimshawi
Lineage: Eukaryota; Metazoa; Arthropoda; Insecta; Diptera; Drosophilidae
Gene: RpL29
Product: 60S ribosomal protein L29
Exons: 3
Coding region: 34-264 (76 amino acids)
Biological process (GO): cytoplasmic translation
Cellular component (GO): ribosome; cytosolic large ribosomal subunit
Molecular function (GO): structural constituent of ribosome
Source: RefSeq, a predicted model, not a curated record
CCGCUGAGCUGUCAAAAACUUUGAUAAUUCGCAAUGGCCAAGUCAAAGAAUCACACAAAUCAUAACCAGAACAAGAAGGCGCAUCGCAAUGGCAUCAAGCGUCCAAUGCGCAAACGCCACGAGUCCUGCCUGGGCAUGGAUGUCAAAUUCUUGAUCAACCAGCGUUAUGCUCGUAAGGGCAACUUGUCCCGCGAGGAGGCAGUGAAGCGUUACAAGGAGCGCGUCGCCAGCCAGCAGGGCAAGCCAAAGCCUGUUAAAUUGUAAAUUCGUCGCCCCGAAAUUCGUUCUUGUUGCUGUUGUCGACAAGUGUCGGAGAUCGUGUCUUAGAAUAAAGGAACAACUUUUUAACGAAA